Messenger RNA from Macrosiphum euphorbiae (potato aphid), 570 nucleotides. The record is from the annotation of a GenBank genome assembly. Lineage: Eukaryota; Metazoa; Arthropoda; Insecta; Hemiptera; Aphididae.
AUGGACGCAUUGGACGGAGUAUCGCCGAAGAAGGUCUUCAAACCCUAUUGGAGAAUGACACUCGCCAAAUCGUCGUGUUGGGAAAGGCCAGAACUGACGCCGGCCGUUGUAGCCGAACCGUAUCGGAAACCGAUGCUCGCAAAGCCGUCGUGCUGGAAGCCGCCACCGACGCCAACUGUUGUUGCCAAACCCUAUUGGAGACCGUUGCUGGCCAAGUCGUCGUGCUGGAAGCCGCCACCGACGCCGACAGUUGAGGCCAAACCAUAUGGGAGACAGAUGCUCGCAAAGUCGUCGCCUCCAUGGUGGAAUCCGCCACCGACGCCGACCAUUGUAGCCAAACCGUAUUGGAGAAUGAUGCUGGCCAAGUCGUCGUGCUGGAAGCAGCCGGAACAGACACCGACCGUUGUAGCCGAACCAAUUCGGAGAUCGAUGCUCGCAAAGUCGUCGCCUCCGUGGUGGAAUCCGCCACCGACGCCGACCGUUAUAGCCAAACCGUAUUGGAGAGUGACGCUUGCAAGGUCAUUGUGGUGGAGACGGCCACCGCCGCCUCUUGUCGCCCAAGCAGCUUAG